Molecule: messenger RNA, 2081 nt
Organism: Nomascus leucogenys (northern white-cheeked gibbon)
Lineage: Eukaryota; Metazoa; Chordata; Mammalia; Primates; Hylobatidae
Gene: CSTF1
Product: cleavage stimulation factor subunit 1
Biological process (GO): mRNA 3'-end processing
Cellular component (GO): mRNA cleavage stimulating factor complex
Molecular function (GO): protein binding; RNA binding
Source: RefSeq, a predicted model, not a curated record
CGCAUUGGAGAUAAAGUCCGAGGAGGUGAACUAACCUUUUGAACGUGCCAGUAAGUAAGAUGCCGAGAAAAGCAAGAGAGAGCGGGACCGAUCGAUAGCGCAGCGGUCGGCUUGGCGCCCUUUCAGCGUGCGCAGUGAACGUGCGCUCGGAGCGGUCGAUUGGGCAGGAUUCGCGCCUCCAUUUUUCCAGGAGAGAGCGGGAUACCGAGAGAACCGGACCAGCUGCUGGCAGGGAAACUGUCUUCCUCUUCUCUAAGAUGUACAGAACCAAAGUGGGCUUGAAGGACCGCCAGCAGCUCUACAAGCUGAUCAUUAGCCAGCUGCUAUAUGACGGCUACAUCAGCAUUGCCAAUGGGCUUAUCAAUGAAAUCAAGCCUCAGUCUGUGUGUGCACCCUCGGAGCAGCUCCUGCAUCUCAUCAAACUAGGAAUGGAAAAUGAUGACACCGCAGUUCAGUAUGCAAUUGGUCGUUCAGAUACUGUUGCCCCUGGCACAGGGAUUGACCUGGAAUUUGAUGCAGAUGUUCAGACUAUGUCCCCAGAGGCUUCUGAGUACGAAACAUGCUAUGUCACAUCACAUAAAGGACCGUGCCGUGUAGCUACCUAUAGUAGAGAUGGACAGUUAAUAGCUACUGGGUCUGCUGAUGCUUCGAUAAAGAUACUUGACACAGAGAGGAUGUUGGCCAAAAGUGCCAUGCCAAUAGAGGUCAUGAUGAAUGAGACUGCACAACAAAAUAUGGAAAAUCACCCAGUGAUUCGAACUCUUUAUGACCAUGUGGAUGAAGUCACAUGCCUUGCUUUCCACCCAACAGAACAGAUCCUGGCUUCUGGUUCAAGGGAUUAUACUCUUAAAUUAUUUGAUUAUUCCAAACCAUCAGCAAAAAGAGCCUUCAAAUACAUUCAGGAAGCUGAAAUGUUACGCUCCAUCUCUUUUCAUCCUUCUGGAGACUUUAUACUUGUCGGAACUCAGCAUCCUACUCUUCGCCUUUAUGAUAUCAACACCUUUCAAUGUUUUGUCUCUUGCAAUCCUCAAGAUCAACACACCGAUGCUAUCUGUUCCGUUAAUUACAAUUCUAGUGCCAAUAUGUAUGUAACUGGAAGCAAGGACGGCUGCAUCAAAUUAUGGGAUGGUGUUUCAAAUCGAUGCAUCACAACUUUUGAGAAAGCACACGACGGUGCUGAAGUUUGUUCUGCCAUUUUUUCCAAAAAUUCUAAGUACAUUCUCUCAAGUGGAAAAGACUCUGUAGCUAAACUUUGGGAAAUAUCAACAGGACGAACACUGGUCAGAUACACGGGCGCGGGUUUAAGUGGACGCCAGGUGCACCGGACACAGGCUGUGUUUAACCACACCGAGGACUAUGUGUUGCUGCCCGACGAGAGGACGAUCAGUCUUUGCUGCUGGGACUCGAGGACAGCCGAGCGGAGAAACCUGCUCUCACUGGGGCACAACAACAUUGUACGCUGCAUAGUGCACUCCCCCACCAACCCCGGGUUCAUGACGUGCAGCGAUGACUUCAGAGCGCGGUUUUGGUACCGGAGAUCGACCACCGACUGAGCCACCCUCUCCAUAGGGUUCUUUCUCGAGGACUGUGCCCUCCCCCACGUCCUGUCUCAGCUGCAGUCGUAAGUCAGUGCACCAUCCUUGGCAGUUUUGCUGCCACCUCUGUCCGCGUCCUUCUUGGAUUUGUAUAAAAGAAUCUUUUUUUACCUUGAUGUAGAAUCAUGGUGGAAAAAGUUGAAAACACAGAUCUGUGCAGUUCUACAUUCACUGAUUAUUACAGUGUGAUUUUCAUCAGUUUUGUAAAUACAGGACUUGCCAUUUCUUUUGAUCUCUUGAUUGAAGGAGGAUAGGGUAUUAAAGUGCUUUUGACAUGAGGAAUUUUCAUUUGGUUCUUUUGUCAACUUUCUUGCUUAUUCUGCUAAACCCUCUGUGUAUUUCCUUUCCAGAUAUAUUUGAACAGAUAAGUAGGCAUGCAGCUCUGAGACUCCAGUUUUAUGCCAUAUCAAAAGCAUUUUCGAGAAUCCCUCAAUUCUAUCCUGAAAUGAUGUUAUUCUGAUAAUAAAGCUCAGAUCUGCAACUUUA